This is a messenger RNA of Budorcas taxicolor (takin), 1194 nucleotides long. It is a transcript of the gene SLC10A7, whose product is annotated as solute carrier family 10 member 7. Lineage: Eukaryota; Metazoa; Chordata; Mammalia; Artiodactyla; Bovidae. Gene Ontology annotation, cellular component: plasma membrane. The coding region runs from base 172 to 1194 and encodes 340 amino acids. The transcript is spliced from 12 exons. The record is from RefSeq and is a predicted model, not a curated record.
AGCCGCCGGAGCAACCCCCUGGUCUUUAAUUUACAAGUAGCAAUUUGACUUGCUCUGCUGCAUGUCAGGUGGGAGCUUGGAAAGUGUGGAGAAGCCCCGGGGAUUAAGCGAUCGCAGUUUAAAAAGAAAAAAAGCCAAGCAAAUAAACAAAACCCACCCACCCUAACAAACAUGAGGCUGCUGGAGAGAAUGAGGAAAGAAUGGUUCAUGAUUGGAAUAGUACUGGCGAUCGCGGGAGCAAAGCUGGAGCCGUCCAUAGGGGUGAAUGGGGGACCACUGAAACCAGAAAUAACUGUCUCCUACAUUGCUGUCGCAACAAUAUUCUUUAACAGCGGACUAUCAUUAAAAACAGAGGAGCUGACAAGUGCUUUGGUGCAUAUAAAACUGCAUCUUUUUAUUCAGAUCUUUACACUUGCAUUCUUCCCAGCAGCAGUAUGGCUUUUUCUUCAGCUUUUAUCAAUCACACCCAUCAAUGAAUGGCUUUUAAAAGGGUUGCAGACAGUAGGUUGCAUGCCUCCGCCUGUGUCUUCUGCAGUGAUAUUAACCAAGGCAGUUGGUGGAAACGAGGCAGCUGCAAUAUUUAACUCAGCCUUUGGAAGUUUUUUGGGCAUCGUUGUCACACCCCUGCUACUGCUGCUUUUUCUUGGCUCAUCCUCUUCUGUGCCUUUUACAUCUAUUUUUUCUCAGCUUUUUAUGACUGUUGUGGUUCCCCUCAUUAUUGGACAGAUUGUCCGAAGAUACAUCAAGGACUGGCUCGAAAGAAAGCAGCCUCCUUUUGGUGCCGUCAGCAGCAGCGUGCUCCUCAUGAUCAUCUACACAACCUUCUGUGACACGUUCUCGAACCCAAGUAUUGACCUGGAUAAAUUCAGUCUGCUUCUGGUAUUGUUCAUAAUAUGUUCUAUUCAACUGAGUUUUAUGCUUUUAACCUUCAUCUUUUCCACAAGGAAUAAUUCGGGUUUCACACCAGCAGACACUGUAGCUGUCAUGUUCUGUUCUACACACAAAUCCCUCACGUUGGGAAUCCCAAUGCUGAAGAUCGUGUUCGCAGGCCACGAGUACCUCUCUUUAAUAUCCGUCCCCUUGCUCAUCUACCACCCGGUGCAGAUCCUCCUGGGAAGCGUGCUCGUGCCAACAAUAAAGUCCUGGAUGGUGUCAAGGCAGAAGGGAGUGAAAUUGAUGAGGCCAACCGUAUAA